GUUGUCUAGUCUACUUCAUUGGGUUUAAAAAUUACCAUAAUGUCCUCACCGGAGCGUGCAGUUCUCAAUCUAUUGACCGACCUCGCUCUCUCCUUCGACGGCGCAAUCCUCGGACUGACUUUAGCUAUUAGCGCCGUCAGUUCUGCUCUCAAGUAUGCCUCUACCAACGCCGCGUUGAAAAAGAUCAAAGAUGCACCCGAAGUCUCCGUUGCUGACCUCCGGUCACUGCUUCCGGCGUCUGAAGAAAAAUCCGAGACUAAUGAUCAGGGGACUAGCCAUGAUCAGCGGAUCGUUGUGGUUCGUGGAGUCGUCAAGCCGAAAUUUUCCGGUGAUGAGAGUCAGAAGAACAACGUCUUAAUCUCUCCGGAGACUGGAGAUAAAGCUCUUAUCAUCCAGAGAACGCAAACGUAUGUGUAUAGUGGAUGGAAGAGAUUGUUCCAGUCUACUGGUUACCGGUUUAUGUUGGAGAGAUCUAUGCCCAAACAAGGAGCUGAUUUUAUGAGGAAGGUCCCAUUUGUCAUUGUUGGAAAAGAUCAACAAUCGCAGUCUAGUUAUCUCCUUGUUAACAUGGAUGGCUCAAGGCAACCUCUUCCGCUUACCACUGUGUAUAAUCGUUUGCAGCCUAUUAAUUCUUCGUUUCUUCAAGCCUUUUUGUUCCCCGAGUAUCCUGUCGGUCUGCUUGAUGUAGAGAAGAUUUUACCACCUGGGAAAGAUAUAACAGCUGUUGGCAUCUGCAGUUUUAGAAAUGGAGUUCCUGAAAUCAAAUCGUCCCAAGAUCUUCCUUACUUCUUAUCAGAGAUGACCAAGGACAAGAUGAUAGAGGACCUUAUAGAUCAGACCAGCGCAAUAUUCUUUGGCACUGUUUUCUUGGGCAUUGUGUCUGUUGGCAUCCUUAGCUAUGCUGCUGUCAGGACCUGGAAUAAAUGGAAACUAUGGAACCGUCAGAGAGAGCUGCCACGGAGACCAAACGAACCCGUAGCCGAUGAUGAACCCGAAGAUGCAGAUGAAAUCCCAGAUGGACAAUUGUGUGUGAUCUGCGUGACAAGACGGAGAGUACCUGCGUUUAUUCCCUGUGGACAUGUAGUAUGUUGCAGGCUAUGUGCUUCAACCGUGGAGCGAGAGUUAAACCCAAAGUGUCCAGUUUGUCUCCAGAGCAUUAGGGGAUCUAUGCGUGUAUAUUACUCUUGAUGACUCUGAAUCUUUUCUCAUUGUAUCUAAUAGAGUAAUGCAAUUUGUAUUCAAGAGAAUCGGAAAUUUUCAAUUAACAAAAUAGUUUGACAA
Molecule: messenger RNA, 1281 nt
Organism: Capsella rubella
Lineage: Eukaryota; Viridiplantae; Streptophyta; Magnoliopsida; Brassicales; Brassicaceae
Product: E3 ubiquitin-protein ligase SPL2
Exons: 6
Coding region: 40-1188 (382 amino acids)
Biological process (GO): protein ubiquitination; organelle organization
Molecular function (GO): ubiquitin-protein transferase activity
Source: RefSeq, a predicted model, not a curated record